Eptesicus fuscus (big brown bat) is the source of this 2641-nucleotide messenger RNA. It is a transcript of the gene WDR73, whose product is annotated as WD repeat domain 73. Gene Ontology annotation, cellular component: spindle pole; cytosol. NCBI's taxonomy places the organism in Eukaryota, Metazoa, Chordata, Mammalia, Chiroptera, Vespertilionidae. Gene Ontology annotation, biological process: cytoplasmic microtubule organization. Bases 1 to 1119 code for a protein of 372 amino acids. The transcript is spliced from 8 exons. Gene Ontology annotation, molecular function: protein binding. The record is from RefSeq and is a predicted model, not a curated record.
AUGGAGUCCGCGGAGGACUGGCUGGUGGAAUCCUUGCGCUUGUACCAGGAUUUCCAUGCAUUCGACCUCCCAGGAGCCACUCGAGUCCUUGAAUGGAUUGGUGACAGAGGAGUUUUUGUUGCUGGCUAUGAAAAGUUGAAAAAAAAUGAAAUUCUUCACCUGACAUUACCUCCCCGACUUUCUGUAAAAGAAAACCAGGGCUUACUCCCCGAAAGAGAUUUCAAGGUAUGCCACGGAGGAUUUUCAGACAGGUCUAUCUUUGAUCUGAAGCACGUGCCAGACACCAGGUUGCUGGUGACCAGUGGCCUUCCCAGUUGUUACCUGCAGGUGUGGCAGAUCGCGGAGGACAGUGACGUCAUUGAAGCUGUCAGCACCAUUGCUGUGCAGGAGAAAGAGGGGAGUCUCUGGCCGAGGAUCGCCAUCUGCUCGUCGGUGGCACCUGGAGUCCUCCACGGGGCGCGGCUCAGCGGCCUGAAGGUUGUGGAUCUGGAAUCCCAGAAGGUCACGUACACCUCAGGUGUCAGUGACAGUGAGGAGCUGAGUAGCCUGCAGGUCCUGGAUGCAGACACCUUUGCCUUCUGCUGCCCCUCGGGCCGGCUGGGGCUCGUUGACACCCGCCAGAAGUGGGCGCCGGCAGAGAAUGUCAGCCCCAGCCCCGGGUCUGGUGGAGGGAGGUGGUGUGCAGAAGUCAGGGGCAAGUGCCGGGACCCUGGGCCCAACAUUGCCAGCCUGUGCUCAGAUGGGCUGCUCCGUCUUCUUGACCCUCGGGAUCUCUGCCACCCUGUGCGCUCAGUGCAGUGCCCAGUGUCCACACCCAGCCCUGACCCAGAGCUGCUGCGAGUGACCUGGGCUCCAGGCCUGGACAACUGCUUGGCCAUUUCAGGUUUUGAUGGGACAGUCCAAGUCUAUGAUGUCACGUCUCGGGAUGGAAUGGAGGGCCACAUAGAACCUCUCUUCACUCACAGAGGUCACGUCUUCCUGGAUGACCAUGGGACAGGCGCUGCUCCACUGGUCACCACCCACACCUGGCACCCCCGCAAGCCCAGGACUUUGUUGUCGGCAGCAAGUGAUACCUCUGUGCACGUGUGGGACUGGGUGGACCUCCGUGCCUCCCGCUGACACCGGCGCCUUCCUGCCAGGCCCCUGGAAGAGGAGCUGCUGUAUGUACAACAAGGGUCCUGAUUUAGGACUCCCAGUCCCUCUUUCCAGCGGAGUGGCCUUGGGCCAGUUAAGCAGCCUCUCUUAGCCUCAGUGUCUUUAUUGGUAAAAUGAGAAUAGUAGUAACUACCUCGCAGGGUGGUUGGGGAAGUUAGAAGAAAUAUAUGGGAAAAUACCAGGUAGGACGCAUGAUAAGAGAUGUUUUUUUAAAUAUGUUUUAUUGAUUUUUGACAGAGAGGAAGGUUGAGGGAUAGAGAGUUAGAAACAUCCAUCAGCUGCCUCCUGCACACCACCUCACUGGGGAUGUGCCUGCAACCAAGGUACAUGCCCUUGACCGGAAUCGAACCUGGGACCUUUCAGUCUGCAGGCCGUCAUUCUAUCCACUGAGCCACACCGGUCAGGGCACAUGAUAGAGAUUUGGUGGCUACUCUUAGACCAGACAGUUGUGGGCGACAGGAUCCUGCUGCUUCCAGCAGGUGUCAAUCCCUCAGGUUUUGGGCACGAGAGACGCCUUCCUCACCUAAUGGACUGUCAGAGGCUUUCUCGAGAGUAAUGCUGACCAUGCACACUCAUUCCCGGUGUACUGACUUCACAGCCCAAUCCCCGUGUGAGCUCUGGCUCCCGGCACUUUGUACAGUUGGGAGGCUGAUAUAACAUAGUGAUUAAGACACUUGUGUUGGAGUCAGACAGUUCAGAGUGUGGAUGUGUAGAAGGCUUCAGAGACAGGUCUGGGGCCCAGGCCCACUGCAGCCUCUCUUGGGGCUGCUCCUGUCAACCCCUAAGCAAAACUCAGAGAUCCAUCCAACAAUACAGCUACUUUGCAACAGGACCCAAAGGAUCAGCAUUUUAAGAAGUUUUCAUUUAACAACAGGGAUCGCUCAGAGCAACCAAGGUUGUGCAUUCUCUGAAGAGCCAGUCUGAACUUGGGAGGAAAACUGCAUUUCCCAGGAAUAGGCAAAUUCCACUUUGACACAAACAGCGGAGUAUUACACAUCCCCCUCACUGCUGGCAACCCGGGUUGCUCCGUCGCUCACAUUCCUCUAUUUUGAUUAGUCAGAACUAGGUUCCAUAUCUCACCUGCAGCCCCCAUCUCCCGGGUUCUGCAAGUCCUCCAGCCACUGCCUCCUCUCCACUUCCUGGGUGUUUUGUCUCACCCAGAUCUGGGUCCCCUGGGGAAGGACAGGCAGGUACUCUUCCAGAACUAGCAACACCAGGAUCUGCUCUUUCGUACACUUCUCUGGCCUCAGCGCCUGGCGAUGAGCUCCCUGAGUUGGAUCCGAGCCUCCUGGGGUGCUGAUGCUUCUUGAUAGUGGAAAUGCCCAAAGCGCUGGCAGGAGGUCCCUGGUCCGGGGCCACUCCCUUGAAGGGAAUUUCCUGCUCGCAGUGAGAAUCUUCUUCCAGCUUCACUAUUCGAAGCUCUGCUUGUAGUUGAGGAGCCUGGAUUUGUUGAUUGUUCAGCUGAGAGAAGAACCUUACAACCGUG